AGCCACCGGAAUUGUACGACCACUUUUUGGAGCUCUGCACACUACACACCCUAGUUGCGCCAUUCAUCCUCGCCGCUAUCGUAACAUUUACCUGAUCUAUGGCUAUCACUGGCUUCAUCAAGGUUUGCGAGGGGGUAGGAUCUGAGACGGUGGAGGUUCCCUUGGAGGCUGAUGGGACACUGCUUCUUACUACGCUGACUGCGCAAUUUCCGAAGUGUACUGGUCUUAAGUAUUUGGCCAGUGACUCAAACUGUUUUCGUGGUCUUCGUCUUGUUGGUGAUCGGAUACACCCACCAUUUGACAGUGACUGGCUCGAUAAUAUUUACUUCUGCGUGUUUCCGAAAGACAAUAAGCGUAAGGGUGAUGAAGACACAGAGGAUACGAAACAAAAAGUCAAAUGCUUUGGAGGGAAGAAGUGCACUGACCUGAUUGUGUUGAACUUAGCUUGGCAAACAGAUGAAGCCAAAUUGCGCAAUUAUUUUUCACAAUUCGGUGAUCUGGUAAUGGUUCAGAUCAAACGAGAUCCAGAUACCGGCAAAAGCAGAGGGUACGGCUUUAUUCGUUUUAGUGACUUCGAUGGACAAGUCAUGUGUCUGGCCGAGAGGCACAUGAUCGACGAUCGGAUAUGCGACGUCCGCGUGCCAUUGUCCAAGAUCGAAGGGGAUCGUCAGGAAGUUAAUCGGAAAAUACACGUUGGUCGUUUGACUGAAGAUGUUGGUGUGGAUGCUCUCCGACAUCAUUUCUCACAGUACGGUCGCGUGAUAGACGUGUUUAUUCCGAAGCCAUUUCGUUCGUUUGCCUUCGUAACAUUUGAAGAUCCGGAGGUGGCAUCGUCUUUACUUGGCAAAGAAUUUGUCAUCAAGGAGUGCAAUGUGCUUAUUGGUUCUGCUGUGCCUAAGUUACCUGCGCAAUCUCGUUCAAAUGGGAACUCAACUGCCUCUUCGAGUCACCCAGUGCCACAGUCGCCUUCCACCACUCUGGCUGCCGGUGGUCAACUCUGGAAUUCACCUGGUUAUUGGCCAACAUCGUACGGCAUGUUUUCUGCAUCUAACCAUCCAGGGAACCAGCAGGGUAGCUUAAUGGGGCGCACAUCCAAUGGCCCGAUGGGUCUCAAUCCAGCCGCAGCCGCUGCUGCAGCUUCUCUGGCUGCUCAAUACACCCGAGCCCAUCAGAGACAGUGCACCGGUAGCAGCAGUGCUGGAGGCAUUGCGGAAGCCUACGGAUUGGACGAGAAAAAUGGCCCUGCUUUUGCUGCAUUAAAUCUUCUCAACAAUCCAAAUGUGGUAGCUGCUAUCGUGAGUGCUGCAGCUGGUGCCCUUGCUGGGUCACCAUCUCGUUAAUGCGCAUUUGGAUGAUCAACCGAAUACGAAGAAUUUGCACUGAGCUCUUACCCUGCAAUAUUUUCCCUGUUGUACUUUUAGUCUGUCUGCUGUUUGCGCUGGCCGUUUUUUAUAUCAUGCUGGUUCCUGUCCGAUCGGUCGCCUGAUGUGAACAUUGUGAACCCGUUUGUCCGCUUGGCUCGCUGUUCUCACUAGUUUUCUCUGUGCUGUUAUCACGAAGAUGAUCGUUUGCAGCAUCGGUCGUUUGUUGGUGCUUUCCGCUUGCAAUGGUGGGCGUUAUGGUUGUAUUUGAUGACACGUUGUGGAAUGGUGUCCGAUGGUUUUAAAUCUACGGGGCUCUGCUUCUUUCGAUUGUGGUUGUCUUUAAGUUCACUGCUUGUGGUGUCCGUAUGUUGACGGCUUCCCAAUCGCUUAGCCACCAUCGCGAAUGCACGCGUAUGAUGCGGCGUUGUGAAUGCUGGGGUUUUGGUGCUGUUGCAUCGUUUAUUUGGCACGCUACGUCCAGUUUCUGCGGGUGCUGAGCGAUGAUAACUAAAAUAACCUGCGUGCGUCAGUCGCUUCCCAGCGACCGAUGACUUUUAUUAAACAUUUUGCGAUAUCAACAUCACUUAAAUAGGUGGAAAAUGUUUAUUAGCUUCCGUUUCUCUCAAAGUGUUCCUAGGUAACUUAGUUGUGUCUUUCAAGUUUCCAAGGUGGAUUAUCGGUUACCAUUCCAUGUAAUGAAGAAUAACUGCAUUGGAUGUAUAUCUUAAUAAGAUGAUAACUUCUUGCUGCUCAAAUAGUGUUGUUUUCUGAGGCAAGGAUGCAAACAACCCACCAUUUCGGUAACCAACCAUCAUCCAAACCGCCGGUCAUUUGGAACAAUGGAUUUAUCACGGAUAUAAAAGCAAGCGCUUAACAGUUUUCCUUAGGUAAAGAUGAGAUC
Dicrocoelium dendriticum is the source of this 2265-nucleotide messenger RNA. The record is from the annotation of a GenBank genome assembly. NCBI's taxonomy places the organism in Eukaryota, Metazoa, Platyhelminthes, Trematoda, Plagiorchiida, Dicrocoeliidae.